Molecule: messenger RNA, 2098 nt
Organism: Stomoxys calcitrans (stable fly)
Lineage: Eukaryota; Metazoa; Arthropoda; Insecta; Diptera; Muscidae
Gene: 26-29-p
Product: digestive cysteine proteinase 1
Exons: 3
Coding region: 193-1842 (549 amino acids)
Biological process (GO): immune response
Cellular component (GO): lysosome
Molecular function (GO): cysteine-type endopeptidase activity
Source: RefSeq, a predicted model, not a curated record
AGUUUGCAAUAAAUAAAUACUGUUGAACUUAGUAGAUUAUUUGGCGUCUUUACCUCAAGCUUAGAGGUUGGAACUGUCUUGUGUUUUGUGGUUUAGUGAAACUUUGUGUACCUAAUUGCAAGAAAUUAAAAAGGAACUUUCAAUUUAAAUCAAAAGAAAAGAAAGCACCAAAUAGCUGAGUUCUAAAGAAUCAUGCGACUCGCAUUGAUUUUUGCAAUUUUCGGCUUGGCAAUUCCAGCCUUGGCCACAAAACCUCCUCGCUGGGAUGCCAAUUACAUCGUGAAGGGAACUUUAUACAUACCCUAUGCCGAAAUAGCCGAACCUUUCUAUGCCUGGUAUGAUAAAAACACCAAUCGUUCUCGUAUCGAUUACUAUGGAGGUAUGGUGAAAACCUAUCAGUUGGCCAAUGAACAUCCCUAUGGUACAUCAUUGAAACUGGCACCAAUUACGACACGCGAGGAGCUCAAUAAAGUCACUUGCUUGCAAUUAAAUGGCACUGCAGAAAGUCCGGUUGAGAUUCAAUCGAUACUGCCAUAUGUAAAGGAUUUCACUUUGAUGGGCACAGAGACAUUUUUGGGUUUUACUUGUGACAAAUUCCGUUUGGAGGAAACCAUUGGUCAAAAGAAAAAUGUUUACACAUUGUGGGUGCGCUAUAAGAAAUCUCCCCAUUAUCCAGCUUCAAGAAUGCCAAUUCCAGUUCGUUACGAAAUGAGAGGCUACAACACUUUGUUGGGUUCACAUUAUGACCAUUACUAUUUGGACUAUGACAGCUAUGAUCAUGAUGAUAUUCCCAAUGAGGUUUUUGAGCUUGAAGAUGGAAUGGAAUGUAUGGCUUUCCCAGGUCCAGGCAAGGGCCAUUAUGCCACUUUUAAUCCCAUGCAAGAAUUUGUGCAUCCCUCAAUAAAUCAUCAUGUUGAUCAUGCCUUUGAAGAAUUCAAAAAUAAACAUAAUGUGGAUUAUCGCACAGAAAAUGAGCACGAGUACCGUAAGAAUGUCUUUAGGCAAAAUUUGAGAUUUAUUCAUUCAAAGAAUCGUGCGAAAUUGAGCUAUACCUUGGCUAUAAAUCAUUUGGCCGAUAAGACAGAUGAAGAAUUGAAAUCACGAAGAGGCUUCCGAUCUUCGGGUGUAUACAAUACUGGUAAGCCCUUUCCUUAUAAAAAGGAAAAGCUAAGGGAUAAUUUGCCGGAGCAAUAUGACUGGCGUAUUUAUGGAGCGGUGACCCCAGUAAAAGAUCAAUCUGUUUGCGGUUCUUGCUGGUCCUUUGGCACCAUUGGUCACAUUGAGGGAGCCUAUUUCCUCAAGAAUGGCGGUAAUUUGGUUAGACUUUCUCAACAGGCCUUGAUAGAUUGCUCGUGGCAAUAUGGCAACAAUGGCUGUGAUGGCGGCGAAGACUUCCGUGCUUAUCAAUGGAUGAUGGAGAUGGGUGGCAUACCCACAGAAGAGGAAUAUGGUCCCUAUUUGGGUCAGGAUGGCUAUUGUCAUGCCAAAAAUGUCUCACUUGUAGCACCCAUUACGGGUUUUGUAAAUGUAACCGCCAAUGAUCCUGAUGCAUUUAAAAUUGCUCUGCUGAAGCAUGGUCCCCUGUCGGUAGCCAUUGAUGCCUCACCCAAAACCUUUAGUUUCUACUCCCAUGGUGUUUACUAUGAACCCACCUGCAAGAAUGGGCUUGAUGAAUUGGAUCAUGCUGUAUUGGCGGUGGGCUAUGGCUCCAUUAAUGGUGAAGACUAUUGGCUGGUAAAGAACUCAUGGUCCACCUAUUGGGGCAAUGAUGGAUAUAUACUAAUGUCGGCGCGUAAAAAUAACUGCGGUGUCAUGACUAUGCCCACGUAUGUGGAAAUGUAAAUCUUAAGAAUGUAAAAGAUAGUUGCCAACCACUUCACUCGGAGACCUCUGGUCCAUUGUGUUCGUCCUAAGUAUGAAGUUAUAAAUCAGUUGAUCAUUUUGUGCAAAAAAUGCCGGCAUUUUAAUUUCUUUUUUUAUAGACUCAAGUAAUAUGAUAAUGAUUUAUUUGUUUAUAUAUACAUAUGUAAGUUUGUCUAUUAUGAUAUAUGCGAUUAUAUUUUUUAUAUAAAUAAAAUGUAUAAAUAUAAAAAGAAAA